Molecule: messenger RNA, 1493 nt
Organism: Seriola aureovittata
Lineage: Eukaryota; Metazoa; Chordata; Actinopteri; Carangiformes; Carangidae
Gene: gad3
Product: glutamate decarboxylase 3
Exons: 13
Biological process (GO): carboxylic acid metabolic process
Cellular component (GO): cytoplasm
Molecular function (GO): pyridoxal phosphate binding; carboxy-lyase activity
Source: RefSeq, a predicted model, not a curated record
GCAGACCUGCUCCCAGCUUCAGGUGGUGAGGAGAUGACCAGGGGAUUUCUGCAGGAGCUGGUCGACAUCUUGUUCGGUUACAUCUGCAGGUCCAGUCAGAGGAGCUCCAAGGUCCUGGACUUCCACCACCCUCACCAGCUGAAGGAGGGACUGGAGGGCUUCAGCCUGCACCUGCCCGAUCAACCAGAGACUCUGGAGCAGAUCCUGGUGGACUGUAGAGACACACUGAAGUACGGCGUCAGUACAGGCCAUCCCCGUUUCUUCAACCAGCUGUCCUCAGGUCUGGAUGUGAUCGGUGUCGCUGGAGAGUGGUUGACCUCCACGGCCAACACCAACAUGUUCACGUACGAAGUGUCUCCUGUUUUCAUCCUGAUGGAGGAGGUUCUGCUGAGGAAGAUGCAAAGCAUUGUGGGAUGGUCCGACGAGGAGGGAGACGGACUCUUCUGUCCAGGAGGCACGAUAUCCAACCUGUACAGCAUCCUGGUGGCCAGGUAUCACUUCUACCCAGAGGUGAAGCGCAGAGGGAUGGCGGCGCUGCCCCGACUGGCCCUCUUCACCUCAGAGCAUAGUCACUAUUCAGUGAAGAAAUCUGCAGCUGUGUUGGGGCUGGGCAGCGACAAUGUGCUCGUGGUGAAAUGUGAUGAAAGAGGGAAAAUGAUUCCUGCUGAACUGGAGUCGUCCAUCGUUAGAGCUGAAGAAAAGGGUUUGGUUCCAUUCUACGUGAAUGCGACGGCGGGCACCACGGUGUACGGCGCCUUCGAUCCGCUCAGCGCCGUCGCAGACGUGUGCCACAGACACACACUGUGGAUGCAUGUUGAUGCGGCGUGGGGCGGAGGCCUGCUGAUGUCACACAGACACAGGAUGAAACUACAGGGCAUCGAACGAGCCUCGUCUGUCACGUGGAAUCCUCACAAGUUGAUGGGCGCGCCGCUGCAGUGCUCCGUCAUCCUGGUCAGGAAGAGAGGCCUCCUGCAGGAGUGUAAUGAGUCGGGGGCUGAGUACCUUUUCCAGACGGACAAACCGUACGAUGUGAGCUACGACACCGGAGAUAAGAGCAUCCAGUGCGGCCGACACGUCGACGUCUUUAAACUCUGGCUCAUGUGGAAGGCGAAGGGCUCACAGGGGUUUGGAUCUCAGAUCAACAGAUGCUUAGAGAACGCCGAGUAUCUCCACGAUCAGCUGCAGAGGAGGAGCGACUUUGAGCUGGUCUUUAAAGACAAGCCAGAGCACAGUAAUGUGUGUUUCUGGUACAUCCCCCCCAGUCUGAGAGGCCUGCCGCCUGGACCCGACCGAGACUCCAGACUCCAUCAGGUGGCUCCUCGGAUCAAAGCCAGGAUGAUGGAGAAGGGCUCCGUUCUGAUUGGCUAUCAGCCUUUGGGAGCAAGGGUCAAUUUCUUCAGGUGUGUGUUCUCCAACCCUGCCACGCAGCAGGAGGACGUCGACUUCCUGCUGGACGAGAUCGCCCGGCUGGGCCGUGACCUAUGACCCCUGAC